AUGGAGAGUAAUGCAAAAAGGGAACGAAAGGAAGGAAAGGGAAAGAAAGGAAGGGAAGGGGAGGGAUGGGAAGGGAAGGGAAGGAAAAGAAGGGAAGGGAAGAUAAGGAAAGGGAAGGAUGGGAAAAGAAGGAAGGGAAGGAAAGAAAAGGAAAGGAAAGGAUGGGAAGGAAAGGAAGGGAUGGAAAGGAAAGGAAGAGAAGAGGAGGGAAGGGAAGGAAGGGAAGGGAAGGGAAGGAAGGGGAGGGAUGGGAAGGGAAGGGAAGAAAAGGAAGGGAAGAGGAGGGAUGCAAAGGGAAGGGAAGAAAAGGAAGGGAAGGGGAGGAAGGAAAGAAAAAGAAGAGAAGGGGGAGGAAGGGGAGGGGAGGGAAGGAAAGGAAAGGAAGAGAAGGAAAGGAAAGGAAGGAAAGGAAAGGAAGGAAAGGAAGGAAAGGAAGGAAAGGAAGGGAAGGGAAGGAAAGGUAGGGAAGGAAAGGAAGGGGAGGGAAGGGAAAGAAAGGAAGAGAAGGAAAGGAAAAGAAGGAAAAGAAAGGAAGGGAAGGGGAGGGAAGGGAAGGAAAGGAAGAGACGUGAAGGGAAGAAAAAGAUGGGAAAGGAAGGAAAGGAAAGGAAGGGAAGGAAAAGAAGGAAAGCCAAGAGGAGGGAAGGAAAGGAAGGGAAGGGAAGAGAAGGAAAGGUAGGGAAGGAAAGAAAGGGGAGGGAUGGGAAGGGAUGA
This is a messenger RNA of Physcomitrium patens, 714 nucleotides long. The record is from RefSeq and is a predicted model, not a curated record. NCBI's taxonomy places the organism in Eukaryota, Viridiplantae, Streptophyta, Bryopsida, Funariales, Funariaceae.